Histoplasma capsulatum G186AR is the source of this 450-nucleotide messenger RNA. RefSeq lists its product as uncharacterized. NCBI's taxonomy places the organism in Eukaryota, Fungi, Ascomycota, Eurotiomycetes, Onygenales, Ajellomycetaceae. Bases 1 to 450 code for a protein of 149 amino acids. The transcript has 5 exons. The record is from RefSeq and is a predicted model, not a curated record.
AUGGCGCCGCCGACUAAGCAGCAGGGGACCAGGCGGAACAUCCACAGAAGUCCAGUGAAAGCAUCACCGAUUUCAGCAUUUGGGUGGAACACAGGUAAUGCCGAAAUGAGAGGAUGGGGCUUUGUUCGCGGGUCCUGUGUAGAAAUCACUGAGGAAGACAGCUUCCGCAUUGCGCCAGAAAUGCUUCAAGGCACGGUCGAGAACAACUCGAGCGGGUUGAGAUGGUUCACUAGCGGGCCUCCAACGCAUGUGCACCUUCAACCACAGUUGCAAGACUCACGCCAAAUCUGGUGGCAAAGUGCUGUACCAUCUGGUACAACAGGAACCGACCAAACUGGUCAUAGAGAAGGGCCGAUGGCCUCAGUGGGUGAGUUUCUGUUGGCAGUUCAGGAUGAUAGUAUCGAACGUAGAGUGUCUGGCAUGGUACAGCUGUGGGAGAGAGCCCCCUGA